Chondrus crispus (carragheen) is the source of this 1818-nucleotide messenger RNA. RefSeq lists its product as hypothetical. The record is from RefSeq and is a predicted model, not a curated record. NCBI's taxonomy places the organism in Eukaryota, Rhodophyta, Florideophyceae, Gigartinales, Gigartinaceae. Bases 1 to 1818 code for a protein of 605 amino acids. The transcript has a single exon.
AUGGACUGGAGUUGGCUGUUAUGGCAGGUCGUCUUUGCCUUUCUACUUAGCUUCUUCGCGACACGCCGGUCUCGCUCGGCCAUGCAGCGCUACGCUAAUGACCUCCGUCGCGCCGCCCAAGAGCUCUCCGUCCAGUCACAGCAGCUCACCGUCGUGGAGGAGGCCGCUAAGGAAUCUACCAAACAAUCCACCCGUCGCACGAAGGAACUGCAAACACUUCGGGACAACGUUGCCUCCCUCUCUGCCACCGUCGACUCCCUUACCGAUGAGCGGGACGCGGCGCGCGAGAAGAUGGCUUUUCUACGCGUCCGACUGGAUGACCUGUCCACCAAGCUCGCGAGAUCCGACGCAAGGAGGGAUAUACUUGAAAAGGAGAUCGCCGCAGCGCGCUUGGUGAAACUUGAGUUGCUGAGCAAAUUGCGCAUCGACGAAACCGAGCGCUUGUCUGCUCUCAACAGUUUACGACACCCGGCGGCCACGAGAGCGUCGCUCGUGCUACAGGGCUCGCCCGGGCCUCACAGCAUUAGCAGCGAAACCGCCCUCAGUCCGAUGGCUGUGGCCAAGAGCCCCAGCGAAAGCAUGCUUCUCGCCUUGCAUCCCGACUUAGACAUCUCCGAUGAUGACGAAGACGAGUUUAAUUUCAGGCAGGCCGAGCGCACCGGUAGAGAACUCGAGGCAAACAUGGUGCGAAAGUUUCCGAUGGCUGAUCGACUCAGGCCCGACGGGUCAACUGUAGGGGUCCGACGCAAGUUAGAUUUGCCUGAUGUCAAAUUGGGGAAGCCUGCUCUUACGGUAGAAGUUGACGGUACAGAGGGAAUCGAGGAUGGCAGUUCGAGCACCAAAGGAAAAUCAAGUUAUGAGAACAACGCUGCAGUCAACAGAGACAGCGAGCUGCCUCAGGUGUCUUCAGAUGACCAUCUUGAUAAUUCUUUAAUGAAAGACGACAGCACUUUGCAAGCAAAGAAGGCGGACGUCGACUCCUCUAUGGACUCCAAUGUUUGGGCAGUUCCGAACAGCGUGGAUUUGUACAGCGUACAAGAGCCUGUACCUCUUGUUGAACGACGGACGCCUCCUGAAGUCUAUCAUGCGAGGUCGGAACCUGGUUCUGCGGCGAAUGGUCGUGACGACAUGAAAGAGAGAUCCUCAGAACGCGAGAUGUUUAAUGCGGGUAGUUCCGUCGAAGAGAGGUCACCAGUGGGUGCGUAUCAUGCGAAACGAACCGUCCUAUCUGGGCAAUCCCUUGUUGACGAUGUUCCCCCAGCCAGCGCAAUAGACCCGACCAUUGAUGAGAAUAUGCAGCAAUUGGGAUGUAACAGAAGCCCUACCGAAGUCGCGCACUUUCCAUUAUCGGCGAAGGGCGCAGCAAAUGAGCUUCCCGACGAAAUUGUUGAACCGAAGAACAUAGGAGAGUCGAGCACUGGUCUGGAAGUCGGUCUGGAGUUUUCGGAGACAGUCCCUCUUUCCAUUUCCGCGCCGCCCUCAGCUGUGUUUACUGAGUUUGAUGAGGUAUCGGCUCCCACCAACGCUAUCGACCACCGAGAACAGGGACAGAAUCGUGAAACAUCUUUAGACCUCGAUUCUCAACGCCGGCGCUGUUCCCGUGAUUUAGACAGAGAGAUGCUGUCCUUAAAUCGAGCGCCAUGGAUUGAUACCUUAAAUCCUAAGCUACAGAACAGUGACGAAGGGAUGUCAAUUGCGUCCAUACUUCAACCGGCGAUUACUCAGACAUCAUCAUGUAUUGUUCCAGUGAGCACGAGAACUCGCUCAGGGACGUUGUUUGAUAGUACAGUACCCUCAGACACUCAAGGGAGUGGUUAG